AUGAAUGGUGCACAACCUAGUAACAUAGACUAUAAGUUAUCAGCAGCAGCAAUGGGUUUAAUGGUCUGCAUAAUAGCAUUACCAUCAAUUGUGCUUAUAGCAAAAUUGGCUUUAGGGAUGUCUGUUAUAGUACUUGGAUUUCUUGCAGUAAAAAUUGUUUCCAGAGUGAUUUCAGAUAUUUUUAAAGUGAACAACACAGCAGCACAAGGUCAAGCAAGUGGUGAUACGUCUCAAAAUCCUACAAAGCAGAGACAAGCGAUAAGCAUUGCUGUUGGAGCAGUGGCUCUUUUGAUAUCUGGAAUAUCGUUGCUAGCUAUAGCAGAAGCAGGUAUGAUAGCAGCGUGUUCAGCUGCUGCUGUUCUAGCUCUAUACGAAUUUGCACAAAAAGGAGAGUUGGGUAAAAGUAUGGGUGAAAAUUUUAAUAAGAAGGCUAACAUGAUACAUGACCUUGCUGUUAGUAGUAUUGAGAGUUUUAUUUCUACAAGUCGAGGUAUACUAGUAAGCUAG
This is a messenger RNA of Cinara cedri, 507 nucleotides long. The record is from the annotation of a GenBank genome assembly. Lineage: Eukaryota; Metazoa; Arthropoda; Insecta; Hemiptera; Aphididae.